AUUAAACAAGAUGACGACCUGCCGGUGGGUCGAUGUUGUGAGUAGCGAUUCAUGCGCUUCGUUCGGGCGAACGGCUCUACUACGUAUGGAGCGUGCUAGCCGUAUGGCAGGUCGUAAUUCCGAAGAUAAGUUGACCUCUGACGUUGAUGACAGUGUCCUUAUCAAGGAUGACAUAGCUGCUGAUGCGUUGGCAAUUGAUGAGUCAUUCAUCGAGCGUGCUGGCCAUGCAAUGGCUAACGAUGCACGUACCGGUGUUACAAUGGAUUUGGAUCGUAAAAUGAAAAUAACAUGUAACAUUGAUGAUGCGCUCCUUGAUCGUAAAAUGGCAACUACUGAUGAUAGUGCGCUUUCCCCUGGACCUAUCGGAAAUAACAACGUUAACUUAGCAUCGUCCGGUACGCUGGGUUCAAACCCAGUUGUGUCGUUCUCUGGGUUUCUUAACCUUGAUAGUAACAUAGGAUCCAACAGCCUUUCACCACGUGAGAAGUCAUCUAGUUCCGGCAUUGACAGCAAGGGCCUAAUUCACUCUAAAAGUGACGAAACAAUGUCUAAGAGUAACGAGACUAUUAUUAAGUCAUCGCCUAGGGGCGAAAUCAUUAAGCCUGCUUCGCAUGACGGUGCUACUAUAUCAACUCCACGUGACAAGGUCAAUGAGAAACCCACUGCCAAGGACCAAUCUAAAAAAGAGCACCGCGAGAAGACACUAAAAUUACACAAGGAUGAUCGUAAUAUGCUAGCAUUCGAAGAAGAUGAUGACAAGUCACCUGAGAAUACCAAGAGGCAGCAUGUUGUUAACCAGGGUACCUCGGGGAUAUAUCUCGACGAGCAAACUCAGAAACCGUUGAACCCACCGAAGAAACCCAAUGUCCAAAGGGAGAAGGUAGACCAAAAGACGAUAUCGACGCUACUACUGAACCAGUUUAACCAGUGCGAUGCCAAACCUAAGGUUAAGGACAGCCAGCACUCACGCAUUUGCAGCCGCCUGAAAGAUAUUGCCAUUGGAAAAUCUACAAAGGGUUAUCAAAACUAUAUCAGAAAGGUGCCUAUUGAUCAGCGUACUAGUGAAGAUCCUCAAACACCUAAUCUCCGCGAAAACGUAUCUGCUGCCAGGUUUCAAGUCAUAUAUCGCAAAUGGCGCACAGCGUUACACAUGUAUGACAAUGUUUAACACACCAUAAUUUUUACACCUA
Molecule: messenger RNA, 1190 nt
Organism: Babesia bovis T2Bo
Lineage: Eukaryota; Apicomplexa; Aconoidasida; Piroplasmida; Babesiidae
Product: histone RNA hairpin-binding family protein
Exons: 3
Coding region: 11-1168 (385 amino acids)
Biological process (GO): mRNA 3'-end processing by stem-loop binding and cleavage; mRNA transport
Cellular component (GO): histone pre-mRNA 3'end processing complex; cytoplasm
Molecular function (GO): mRNA binding; histone pre-mRNA stem-loop binding
Source: RefSeq, a predicted model, not a curated record